This is a messenger RNA of Phyllostomus hastatus (greater spear-nosed bat), 2038 nucleotides long. RefSeq names its product carnosine dipeptidase 2 (gene CNDP2). Gene Ontology annotation, molecular function: metallodipeptidase activity. The transcript has 12 exons. The coding region runs from base 166 to 1593 and encodes 475 amino acids. Gene Ontology annotation, cellular component: cytosol. Lineage: Eukaryota; Metazoa; Chordata; Mammalia; Chiroptera; Phyllostomidae. The record is from RefSeq and is a predicted model, not a curated record. Gene Ontology annotation, biological process: proteolysis.
GCCAGGGAGGCGCGGGGCGGGGCCAGCGAGGUCCCCGGAAGAGGCCGGGGUCGGAGGGCUGGGCAGGGCUCAGUGUGCACAGUGCGCUGCGGUGACCCAGACGCAUCAGGCGGCCUCAGUGCAGCGGCUGUGGGAGAACCUCCAAGGGCUGCCCUCGGUGGAAAGAUGUCGGCCCUCGCCGCCCUGUUCAAGUAUGUGGACGACAAUCAGGACCGCUACAUCAAGAAGCUCGCGGAAUGGGUGGCCAUCCAGAGCGUGUCUGCCUGGCCCGAGAAGCGGGGGGAGAUCAGGAAGAUGCUGGAAGUAGCCGCGGCGGACAUCAAGCAGCUGGGCGGCUCCGUGGAGCUGGUGGACAUUGGAAAGCAGAAGCUCCCCGACGGCUCGGAGAUACCGCUGCCCCCCAUUCUCCUCGGCACGCUGGGCUCCGACCCCCAGAAGAAGACCGUGUGUAUCUACGGCCACCUGGACGUGCAGCCGGCGGCCCUGGAGGACGGCUGGGACAGCGAGCCCUUCACCUUGGUGGAGCGGGACGGCAAACUGUACGGGAGAGGCGCCACCGAUGACAAGGGGCCCGUGGCCGGCUGGCUGAACGCCCUGGAAGCCUUCCAGAAGACGGGUCAGGAGAUCCCCGUCAACCUCCGGUUCUGCCUGGAGGGCAUGGAGGAGUCGGGCUCCGAGGGCCUGGACGAGCUGAUCUUCUCCCGGAAGGACACCUUCUUCAAGGGCGUGGACUUCGUCUGCAUUUCCGACAACUACUGGCUGGGCAAGAGCAAGCCCUGCAUCACCUACGGCCUGCGGGGCAUCUGCUACUUCUACAUCGAGGUGGAGAGCAGCGACAGGGACCUGCACUCCGGCGUGUACGGGGGCUCGGUGCACGAGGCCAUGACCGACCUCAUCGCGCUGAUGGGCUCCCUGAUGGACAGGAAGGGGAAGAUCCUGGUGCCCGGCAUCCACGAGGCUGUGGCCCCUGUGACGGAGGAGGAGCUGGAGCUCUACGACAAGAUCGACUUUGAGCUGACGGAGCACGCCAAGGACGCAGGGGUGCAGACUUUGCGGCACAGCUGCAAGAAAGACGUCCUGAUGCACAGGUGGCGGUUCCCGUCGCUGUCCCUCCACGGCAUCGAGGGCGCCUUCUCCGGCUCCGGGGCCAAGACCGUGAUUCCCAGGAAAGUGGUCGGCAAGUUCUCCAUCAGGCUCGUGCCCAACAUGACCCCCGAGGCCGUCGGCAAGCAGGUUACAAAGUACUUGACGGAGAAGUUUGCUGAACUGCACAGCCCCAACAAGUUCAAGGUGUACCUGAACCAUGGUGGGAAGCCCUGGGUGUCCGACUUCAACCACCCUCACUACAUGGCUGGGAGAAGAGCCCUGAAAACAGUUUUUGGUGUGGAGCCGGACUUGACCAGGGAAGGUGGCAGCAUUCCCGUGACUCUGACUUUUCAGGAGGCCACGGGCAAGAAUGUCAUGCUGCUGCCCAUGGGGUCGGCUGAUGACGGCGCCCACUCCCAGAACGAGAAGCUCAACAGGUACAACUACAUCGAGGGAACCAAGAUGAUGGCUGCCUACCUGCACGAGGUGUCGCAGCUCAAGGACUGAGGGCCCUCAGCCCUGCACCCCCACCCUCUUCCGACCGCUCGCGCAAGCAGCCUGUCCUCCUCCUCCUCCUCGUCCGCGAGGGGGCGCGAGAGCCCCAGCCUGCCCCCGAGUUUUCAGGGGUGCUCAGCGUGACUCGGUCCCCGGCUCCAGUGGCACGAGUUCUUCCGCAGACACUUCUGGCCGGCGUCCAGGUGGCUGAACAGGGGCCGCAGCGCUUCCUGGCUCCGCCUCUGCCUCUGCUCCAGGGUCGGCCCCGGGGAGAAUCUGGUCUGGUCGGGGCACCACCCGUUGUCCCCUUCCCGGCCUCUCGGUGCCCCGCCCUUCUCCGAACGCUGCUGGAACCGUGGCGAGGCCUCUCCUGUCUCCUCGCGGACCCUCCAUCCGGACCCGCCUGGGCGGGUCACGGGGUCUCAGGCUGUGUGGAUAAAUAAAGAGUGCGAAGGGG